This is a messenger RNA of Monosiga brevicollis MX1, 30171 nucleotides long. RefSeq lists its product as uncharacterized. The transcript is spliced from 5 exons. Gene Ontology annotation, cellular component: plasma membrane. The record is from RefSeq and is a predicted model, not a curated record. Gene Ontology annotation, biological process: homophilic cell-cell adhesion; protein dephosphorylation. Bases 1 to 30171 code for a protein of 10056 amino acids. Gene Ontology annotation, molecular function: calcium ion binding; protein binding; protein tyrosine phosphatase activity. NCBI's taxonomy places the organism in Eukaryota, Choanoflagellata, Craspedida, Salpingoecidae.
AUGGCACGGCGGCGACUACCAGGGCUGCCGCCGCUGCUCGCCGCUCUGAUCCUUUCUCUGGGUUUCAGCGAGCUGCCUCAAGCAGCCGCCCUACCCAGCUAUGUGCGGGCCUCCAGCGAGACUACCUGCACCUCGGCGGAUGAGGCCUAUUGUCGAUAUACCUUGACACCAGAACCAGCUUGCCUCACCACUGUAAACUGCGCCGAGCCCUGCACCUACUCGGGUGCCGCUCCCAGCUUUAUUAAUCUUCUGACCACAGCUCGCCCUGGCUUCAACGAAAGCGUCGGCGUCCCACUCAACACCAGCACGCCCCCACUGGCCGUGCCCAUUACACAGCAGCCCCAUUUGACCCGCGCCAAUGGCUAUGCCCUACGCCUGGGAUUUCAGCUUGAAACGAUCACCCCCGACGUGCAGCAUUUAUUUGCCGUUCUGAUUAAUCAGGGCUCCACUAUUUCCAGUGCCGUUGCCCUCAACGCCUCGGCGGGUCGUCUUUUGGUUCAGCAACGCGAUGCUUACUUUCAACCCCAUCAAGUGGAACUAUCCCUCUCGAGUGCACCCCUCGAAACCGGCACGCGUUACGAGUGGACCAUUAGCUUUUACCGUCGGGAUCUCGUCGUAUAUGACUCAGCGGGUCGGGUUCUGGCAUCUUGGUACUACGACCCUGCCAGCUUCCCACAAACCUUCAUCGAUCCUUCCCAGUGUGGUUCAGACCGUCCUUUUGGCUGUCAGGUUGACCAGAUGUUGGUGGGUGGCGACACGGCCACGGUGGCUUCAUUUACCGGGCGUUUUUACCAAGCACAACUUGCAUCACGCAUGGCCACCCAAUCUGACGUCCUACACGCGCUAGCCGUGGCAGAAGAUUUUCCCGUGCACUUUGCUUUUGUGCCGGCCGCCGUCGCUCCCGCCUGUCGCUGUCCACCAACACACCCAGUGCUCUUGGAUGAGCUGUCGACUCCCAAUACCUGUGUUGAAAUACCCACUCGGCCCGCGCCGCGCAACACGCAGGAUCGUGUUUUACAAACAGGAGCUGCCUUCGCUCCAGGCUUUGUGCUGGAUGGCGAUGAACAGACGGCCUGGCAGUCGGCUUUGGGCUCAAACGCAACUCUCACACUCGACCUUCGUGGGCCUCACUACCUCGAUCGAAUCGAACUAGACGUGCUCUCGGCCUUGCCUGACGAAAUUCGUCUCGAAAUCGCUCAGACCAGCGACCCAGCCGAGGUGGCCUGGACCCUGCUGGGUGUGCUCCGCGCUGAUUGCGCCUUUGCCAGCACUGCACCAUGCCAGUCUUACCCGCGAACGGCUGACGGUGCCGCUGUAAGCACCGGUACCGUCGCCUUUCAAACUUCUUUUCCCAAUGUGACGGCCAGCUCAGCUGCUCUAGCGGCCGUCACAGCAACACAGCUGCGCCUAAGCUUCGUUGGCCUGGGUGUGCCCGAGCUAGCGCAAAGCCAUUACGUCACCAUCGGUACUAUCGCGGGGAGCAUUCGCUGUGCUUGUCACGGCUUUGAACUAGAGUGCGGCCCUGAACCGGUCAGAUCGAGCCCUCCCUACAACAGCACCCUCAGCUGCAGCUGUGGUGGCAACACCAUCGGCUCCCAGUGCGAGGCUUGCGCGCCGUUGUACAACGCCAAACCCUUCCGACCGGCUUUGGGCCCGGCAGCAGCCUUUACCUGUCAGCCCUGCACAUGUCACGGCAAAGCGGAUGCUUGCGUUUACAGCGCUGCACAUGAUCCUCACCCCGACAGCUGGACCGUUGGGGAUGGUGGUGUGUGCAACUGCACCGCCCACACAACCGGUCGCCAAUGUGCUGCCUGCGCUGACGGCUUUUUCCUUCCCAGCAAUCGAUCCAUCACCGAGGUCGAUCCCUGUCGCCCCUGCGUAUGCAAUGCGGCUGGCCGUGCCACCGCAACUUGCCAGGACGGUGACGGGGCCUGCUCUUGCAAACCCCACGUACAGGGUUCCACCUGUGAUGUCUGCGCACGAGGGUUUUUUAACUUGUCAGCAGCCAACCCCGAGGGUUGUCAGGCCUGCGUAUGCAACGAGGCGGGCUCUCGACACAACAAUACCUUUUUCUGUGGUCAAGAUGAAGGAGGUUGUCUCUGUAAGGACAACGUCCUGGGUGCGGCCUGUGAUACUUGCCGCCCAGGCUUUUUCAAUCUCUCGACUGCGCACGAUCAAGGCUGCAUCGCCUGCCAUGCCCUCUGCGACCCGCUGCAAUCCUGCUCUGGUUCGUCAAGCAGUGACUGCGACGCAUGCCGCUUUGCUCGCAAUGACGACGUCUGCGUGAGCCAUUGUCCCGCACAUCGCACCUUCAACGCCACAUCAGGCCUGUGCACCGCGUGUCCUGACAACGAGUGCAUUCUGGUCACGGCCAGCCCAACGCAUUUAAUGCUACGCGAAAACCUUUUCACCACCACCAUCGUGGGCUUUGUCGGUACAACCAGCCUUCCGCGCGCCCCAGCCAAUUCCGGUCAGGAGGUUCUAGACCAAGAUCCCAUCUGGGACGUUGUACCCCUGCCACCUGUGAGCUUGGCGAAUGCCGAGGUCUCCGUUCUUGACGGCGCCUUGCGACUGCCAGAGGAGGGCGUGGCCGGCGUAUCCGUGGACGCUACAACUGCCGAUGACAGCUUCACCCUUGGGUUCUGGCGCUCAACUACCCGAUUUAGCGGCUUGACGCGUACCUCCAACUCCGCAGUUGCGGCCACCGACCGAGCUGUUGCGGCUCAGGUCGGCGCCAGUGGGGUUCUUACCAUUGUCGCUAUGGUCCGGCUCGAUGCCUCGGGUUAUAUCCUCAGCAAGACGCGCGACUCACUCACCUCGAGUAUCGACAGCGUGAGCUAUACACUCAGCGCCACCACCAACAACAUUGUCUUUUCCUAUGUUUACCGCCUCGCCAACGGAGACUACGCCCAAACAAACCGCGCCGUUGCCACCAGCGUGAUAGAUGGCACCUGGCAUCGCCUGCGCGUGGUCAUUGCUGGGACCGACUUGAGCCUGUGGAUUGACGAAACGCCCAUCGCCACGGCCCUACAACUCCGCGGGCCUGUGCACGACAACCCCGCCAACCAGCGCUUUGUUGUCGGCGCCUCCCCGGGCAGCUCGCUGCGCCUGCGCGGCGAUGUGGCCCUCGUGCGCGUCUACCCUGACCUGGCUCUGACAAGCUGGCCCAGUCAUUUGGUUCAACCCAAGAUAUCGGUCCAAGGCAUCAACUUGCUCAUGGUGGUUGCGCCCCUGGACCGAGAGACCACGGCCGAGUUUGCAUACCGCCUUGAAGUUGAAUAUGCCAACGGACGUCGCGGGUCGCGGGAGCUAAAUCUGACCGUGCUGGACGCGAACGAUAACGCUCCACAGCUUGUAGCCACUCGUAAUUUCAUCAGCCUUGUCGAAUCGGUCGCCCCCCCGGUGAUCCUCAACCAGUAUUCUGCGACCGACGCAGACAUUGGCGCCAAUGCGCUCGUCACCUUUGCCAAUCUCAGCGUGCUUUCGGGUCCAGAGUGGGCACUGGAAUCAGAUUCGACUCUGCCUUUUGCGCUCAGCGCCAACGGCACCCUGUCCCUGGUUGCGCCUCUAGAUGCGGAAUCAGCCAAUCUCUGGCGUUUGGAAGUGGUGGCUCGCGAUGGAGGCACCCCAUUCCUCGAGGCUCGCGCUGAGUUUGUGGUCAACGUAGCGGACGUCAACGAUGAACCGCCGCGCUUUCUCAAUGGCACCAACGUUACCAUCAGCGUGGACGAGGGUGCCGCCCCCGGGGGUGUCUUAGCAACCGUGCUGGCCGUGGAUGGCGAUAUAUCUGGCCUUCCCGUCAGAUAUACAUCCUCCAUGCCGGCCUUCUUUAGCGUCGAUGCGUCAGGGCACGUCCGUGCGCUCAUCCAAUUGACUUACGACCGUGCUGCCGGCAUUGAAGGCAAUGUCCUCACAUUUGGCAUCGUUGCAUCGGAUGGAGCGCAAAACGCGACGCUAACCGUUUACCUUGUCGUGCGCGAUGUGAACACCGAAGCGCCGACAUUCAGUCAGCCCGCAUAUGCGGCUGCAAUCCCUGAAAACGUUGCUCCUGGAACCCCUCUUGACAAUUUGCUCAUUGCCGCCACGGACUACGUGGAUGGAGCUGCCUUGGCCGACAUCCAGCUCGAACUCACAGGCGAUGGUGCAAAUGACUUUGCACUGCUGCCCUCGGGCCAGGUGGUAACCUUUGCCAUGCUUGACCGUGAAGUGCGCGACGUCUAUCAUUUAGAGGUGGUUGCCAGGGACGCCGUGGAUCCCACACUUGCGCUUUCCUCUCGUGCCAACCUGACCAUCACCCUCACGGAUGUCAACGACAAUCCGCCCGCCUUUACACACGGAAACCUAUCAUGCACGGUCCCAGAAAACAGUGCACCUCUGGCUUGUGUCACGCUGGUGGCCUGGGAUUCCGACGGCCCCGGCAACAACUCGGUCGUUCGUUUUCGCCUUGUUGCAGGUGACCUGGACGCCUUCGAAGUGGAUGCUCUGACCGGUCUCGUGCGCAUGCGCCGCCCUUUGGAUGCAGAGCUAACCUCGGCAGUAGCCGUGUGGGUCGAGGCGUACGACCUCGGAUCCCCCGUGCGUGUAAGCACGCGCGUGCUCGUCACCUGCUGGGUCGAGAAUCUCAACGAUAACUCUCCUGUGCUGGACGAGGUCACAUCUCGCGAGCUGUCAGAGCUGGUGCCAGUGGGGACCAUCUACGCCAAUGUCACUGCGUCGGAUGCGGAUGUCGGCAUUUUUGGAGCACUUGAGCUUGCUUUACACACAUCGAACCCAGAUCCGGCGCUUUCGCUGAACGACGACGGCACUGCGUUGAUUAUUCGCCGGGUUCUUGAUUUCGAGACCGUUGAUCGUCAACGCCAGCGUUACGAGCUUUUUGUCCGCGACGGCGGAGGCCGCAACACAUCGGUUUCCUUCGAACUGACGGUGCUUGAUGCCAAUGACAAUCCACCCGUAAUUUCGGCGCCAGAUGAUGUCACUCUCACCGAGGACAAUUCUCUGGUGCCGAGAUUGGUGGCCACGGUAUCUGCCUCGGAUGCGGACAGUUUUGAAGGAGACAUGCAGUUUUUGGUGAUUGCGCCGCCUUUGGGUUUUGUGUUCUCGCGCAUCUCUGCGGUCUCAGCAACGCUCCAGGCCGCGGCACCGCUUGACCGUGAAACGCUUGGGGACACCCUCCUCAUUCAGCUGCGCGUUGGUGACACGGGAUCGCCAACCAACUGGGUCACGCACAAUCUGACUGUCAAUCUGCUGGACGUCUCGGAUGAGGAUGUGACCCUUGCACCUGCAACUGGCACUGUCGCUCUGCCAGAAGAAGGCAGCGCGAUCCGGCCACUGGCCAACUCCACGCUCACGGACUUGGACGUCUUGCCAAGUACUCUGCGCGCUCUCCGCCUCACGCUACCAGUGCGCGACAACGAUGCGUGGAACGCCGCGCCCAUCACCGCCGAACUUUGUAAGACAGUUCAGUCGAGCGCCGGACCCGAUGUUGCCAGCGCAGGCUUGGUAGACUUUUUCGAUCAAUGCCUCCCCCGUGCCGGCACGUCCUUGCUGACGGCUGCAGUCGAAUUCAAUGCCUCCAAUCUCGUUGUCGUACCCAAUGCUCUGGAGGCGCUGACCGGCACGAGCACCGCUCUGAGUCUUGUUCUCUGGGCUGACCUGCUUCCGGAGAGUGCGGGCGUGCUCUUGUCACAACGCGAUGCCGAUGGCCGCAUUCAGCUUCAGAUAUACUUGGCCACCUCAGCCCUCGUGAUUGUUACGUUCCAAGUGCCAUCUCUUGACAGCCGGCCGGAUGCCUGGUUGCAAUAUGAUGUACAUUUUGUCCCAGACGCCAGUCUCUUGGUCGACGAUGGAUGGGAUUUCAUUGCCCUGACUCUUCAUGCUGACGGCUCGGCGUCCCUUCUCAUCAAUGAGGCAGAGUAUGCACCAACUCAAAUCACGCAACGCGAGGUGUUGAAUGGUCAAACGCAGCCCGCAGUCGAGGUAGGCCGGCUUGUGCGCCUGCCCGACUUCUCAGGCAUGGGGCGUUUGACAUUGGGUGGAUUUGGGUCCCCCGCUGCGCCGUCCAGCACGGUCGCAGGCCGUGUUUCUGCUCUGCUGCGCUAUGUCGACGUUGUCGUAACCUCGAGGACCAUUGUUUGUACCAGCCAGUGUGGCCCAAAGCUCGACGUGCCGGCCCAACUGCCUCCCAACCUUACGCUCAACUUUUCAGCCUCCGGCGCAAUUGUAGACAUCGAGGGGCACGCUUCCUUGGCCGAGUACACGGCCUUGCUGCAAUCGGUGGUAAUGUCACAGACAUACGUUGAGCCCAAUCCUGCCGACCUGGCGCUCACCCUCACAGCCUGGCAAGACGAUGAUCGCCAGGUUGACCUGGGCACGCGCGUGUUACGUCCUGCGCUUGUUCUUGAUCGGGCGCCCAUCAUCCAGCUGACACCCUUACCUCAACCUGGUUUUGCCUCCGAGGCUGACCUUACCGCCAGCCGCCAACGUGCAGUUGAAUAUAUCGAGGGAGAUGCUGCUGGCUCGCUCCUUUUAACUCCAAACCAGGGUCGGGUCACCUUGCUGGACUCUAACACAGCCGUGCAAAUUCUGCAGGCACGGGUCACGCUUGAGAACCCGGCUGCCGGAGAUGUACUUGCGUACGAUGUCGCAUCUUGCAGUGGGCUCAGCCCCACCGUAGCCCCAAGUGUCAGCACAGACUUGCUGUUCUCCGGGGCAGCAAGCGCAGCCAUCUACACGGCCUGCCUUCGCUCCGUUGCUUUUUUGAUUUCGGUCCCUGAGCCCGCGUUGCCCAACGUCACGCGUGCCGUACGCUUUGUUGUACAACAAGGACACCUCAGCUCGGUAGCCAGCCGUGCCUUCGUGACGGUGGUACCUGUUAAUGACCCGCCCGUCGUUAGCUUUGAUGGGUACCCUGUCGCUGCGCUCAGCUAUCAGGAGGGAUCGGGAACGCUGCCCCUGAUUGGACACGCGCGCGUCGACGUACUGCCCGGUGUUGUGACCGCACUGGUUCACCAAUUACGCUUGACCGACGCCGACAGCGUCAUGCUGAGCAACCUGACCGUCCGUUUUGACCCGACCCCUGCGGCACUCGGCGAGCAACUCGUAGUUCGCAACGCAACCCCCGGCGUACGGGUUGAUACGCUCGCCGAUGGUGGUCUUGUUUUGCAAGGGCCGGCUUCACCAUCGCAACUAAAGGCCGCCUUCGCGACAAUCGAGUACAGCAACAACUUUUCGGCUGCUCCUGCCGUCUCCACGCAGCUGCGGAUUGCAGCAUCGGAUGGUGUGGCGCAGAGCAUGGAGGUCACGCUUGAGAUUCGUUUCCUGGGCGUCAACAACAUGCCCGUGAUUGCUGUGCCCAGUGGUAGCGAAACUGUCAACUUUCUCGAGGAGGGCGCCGCGUUGCCGUUGUUUCCAGACGGCUUGGAUGUGUCCGAUCCUGAUUCUGAUCUCUUCACCGACGUGCAUGUGCACGUGAGUGGCCUGCGUGAUGGUGAUGAUGAACGUUUUGUUUUUGAUGCUGCCCUCAACAUGGUCCCCAGUGGUGUUGGAACCAACAACACGGUGCGCAUGUUUGAAAGUAACGCUUCGCUGACCGCCGACGCCCUACGAGCGGCACUGGCUGCGUCGACCUACCAAAACAUCUUGAACGAACCCACGGCAGGCGUGCGCACAAUCAUGGUCCGACUUCACGAUGCAGAGGGCGCGGCCAGUAACGCCGUGCAGCUGUCGCUGAACGUACAGGCCGUCAAUGAUCCUGCCACAGUUGAUUUAGACCCGAUGACGGGCGGUCUGAACCGUGAGACGACGUACCUUGAGGGUGAUGCGCGGGCGUAUCUUGCAAAUGCCGACUCUCUAACGUUGGCCCUUGAGCAGCGCUAUGAGUACUUUUUUACAGCGAUGGUGAGUGGCACACUUACCUCUCGUCGUAGUGCCGACGACUAUGUCGUACAAGUGUACUUGGGGGAUGGCGGGCCACUGACCUUUUUCCAGUCGCUGCCUGUGACGGCCGAUGGGACUUGGGGUCCCUCCGACCCAAUCGAGCGGCCCGCCGUAAAGUAUUUUCGCUUGGUUUCUCGACACAAUCUCAAUGUGCCCUCCUCUUGCAUGACCACGGAAUGCGAGUCGGGCGCGCUUGCACUGGUGCGCGGAGAUGGUGAUCUAGAGUACGCGGGGCUAGGCCUGAGCUUGACCGUGGAAGACGUGGACAAUGAUGAGGUGAUGGGCUUUGUGGUCACACUCUCUGGCGCCGAUGCCAGCGAUGAAAUUGACAUGCUGCAUCAGCCGAGCUUCGUGACGCGCGAGAUCUUGCCCUUCGACCCGAUCACUCAGACGCUGAUCACCCGCUUCACUUGCACAAGCGGCGCCAUCAACCACAGCACUGCCGCUGAAUUGGUGGCGUUGCUGUUCUACACCAACCCGAGCAUACACGUCGAGCCUCAAACGCGCAUGGCUGCUGUUCAGGUUGUCGAUUCGGCCAAUUUGGCCGGGACACCGGCAAUGGCAAAGAUCGCCAUUGCGCCAGCAAAUGAUGCCGUGCCAGCGCUGCGGCAAGAUGUCGGGGUCAUUGCGGUUCUGGAAAAUUUGACUGCAGGCGCCGUUAUCGCCAACUUGUCCAACCUAGUGACCGAUGCAGACCUGGGUCUGGGUGGUACCGUGGUCGACUUUUUUACGGUAGCCGGCUGGGCGCCGAACUUUGCUCUCGUCGAUCAGGCCAUUGUCCUUCUCGCCCCUUUGGACUUUGAGAUGACGACAACCAAACGCAUUCAAUUGCAAUUCACGGCCCGCGACGAUUUUGAGCCAGCAGGCGUUGCUCUUCUUACCAUUGAUCUGGCGCUUCAGAAUCUCAACGAUAACCCGGUCAUUUUGGCACCCUCGGGCUUGCUUGUUCUUGCUAUGAACGAGACGCUCCUAGCACAAUCACCGAUCGUGGAGUUCAACGUCAGCGACCCAGAUGAUCUAGGUUACACAUUGACGCUGGACCAGGAUGCGCCCGGACUCUUCCGCCUCAACGGCCGGCGCAUUGAGCUCGCGCCUGGGCGCAGGCUUGAUUAUGAAACAAAAACAGAGCACGCGGUCAACUUGACUGUUGAUGAUGGUAUCUUUACUGACAGCCUACACCUCCAAAUCCAAGUAGAAAACGUAAAUGAACACGCACCAAUCUUCACCCUCAGUCAUCUUAGCCUCAACAUGUCGGAGGACCAAGCUACACCGGUCAGCUUGGCCACAGUGCGCGCCAGUGAUGAGGACACUGGUGCUUUUGGCAAGCUCUCUUACACGAUGGAAGUGGCGCCGAAUGCGACCGUGCCAUUUUCUCUUGAUGCCGCAAGCGGAGAGCUGACUUUGGUUCAGCAAGUACGCUACCACGAGCAAGCAAGCUUUUCCUUUCAUAUCCUGGCAUCUGAUGGCGGUCAACGUACGGCGCGUCUGCCGGUGACCGUUCGCGUAAGUGAUGUGAAUGAUCAUGCCCCGGUUUUCGUGGCGGGGACCGAUAACAUUACCCUGACUGUCACGGAGAAUGCGCUGGCCCAGCCAGUUCAGCUGGUGGUGAUGGACCUGGAUAGCCCGGCCCAUAGCCACGCUUCUUUCGUCGUGCUGUCCGGUGAUCAUUCCUUGGUCAACAUUAGCGCCACGGGGCUGGUCAGCUUUCCACGCACGUUUGACUACGAACAGACCCCAGAACUGACGCUGGUUAUCGGUGCCUUCGACACAGAGCGACCCAUAUUAGGCACAGCCUGGGCAACUCUUUUGAUCGUCAUUCGCAAUGUCAAUGAUGAGCCGCCUCAAGUUACCUCGCCCCCUUGGACCGUGGCCGAGCAUCUCGUGGCUUCGCUAGCCGGGGUCCAGGUGAUCGAUGCAGAUGGUGAUGAGAAUUUUGCAUUUUCGAUCUUGGUUGUGAGUCCUGUGGCAGCCGCCACGUUCGUCUCCAUGGAUGCUGACAACGGUACGAUCUACCUGGGUGACGGCCUCGACUUUGAGGCUUACGAACAGGUGUCCAUCGUCUUUGCGGUAACGGAUGGUGUUCAUGUGGUCAACGCUACCGCCACCAUCCGCCUCACCGAUGUUAACGACAACGCACCCGUGUGGAACACCACUGCGCUUGCCGCGAGUGCUUCGGAGCUCACGUCGCCUGGUACCAUACUGGGGCAGCUACUCGCCACUGAUGCUGAUAGUGGGUCAUUUGGCACUGUCGGCUUUGAGCUGCUUGGUCCUGCAGUCGAGCUAAAGCGGUUCCGUCUGUCUGCCACAGGCCAGCUGCAACUGAUCACCACUCUGGACUAUGAAUCAGCAGUUGAGCAUCGCUUGAGCGUCAACGCAAUCGAUGGUGGCGGCUUGAUCACGCCGGCCGUGUAUGUUUUGACCGUCCGAAAUGAGCCCGAUGAAUCUCCCAUUGCCCCAGUCGAGCUGACCUUUAAUGUUUCUGAGACAGCCGAGGUGGGACAUCUCCUCGGCAGCGUGCUCGCCAACGACCCUGAUGGCCUGGAUUCUCUCGGCUAUGCACUUUCUACACCGACUGUGCCGUUUGCCAUCAACGCGUCUGGAGUCAUCACGGUCGCUGAAGAGCGUCUGGAUUAUGAGAGCACGAACAAAUCGUGGUCCUUUACCGUACUCGUCACAGACUCGCACAGUACCACGCGCGUGCCAGUCACGGUGCAUAUCUUGGAUGCCAACGACAACAGCCCCGUCUUUGAGAGCACGCGACCUGUAACGGUGGCUGAAGACGCGCCCGCAGGCUCGCUCAUUUCAUCGAUACUCGUGUCUGAUGCAGAUGCUGGUCGGAACGCCGCCCUGACUUACUCGAUCAAUGGCUCGGACAACCUGCCUUUCCGCGUGCAAGCAUCGAGCAAUGCAUCUGGAGUCGAUCUGCUCACUGCAGGCGCCUUAGACUUUGAAACGCAGGCGUCUUACAAUCUGACCAUUGUGGCCACCGACGCGGGUGCUCCACCCCGUACGACAAACCACAGCAUUCAGGUUUUGGUGCUGGACGUGAACGAUGAGGCUCCGGUGUGGACGUCUGCCAACACUUUGUACGUACCAGAGGGUGCUGCAAACCUGUCAAGCCCGCGCCUGGUGGGCCGCGUCACCGCCGUUGAUCCCGACUCACCAGACCUUACCUUCGCCUUUGUUGGUGGCGAAGCCUGCAACGCCAGCAUGGCAUUUGCUCUGGAUAGUGCUUCGGGCAACAUUUCAGCCUUUGCUGCACUGGACUAUGAGCUUGGGGCGCGCGUCUUCGUUUGCGGCCUCGAGGUAUCCGAUGGGGUACAUGCAACGGUCUCUAAUUUGACUCUACACGUCACCGACGUCAAUGACAAUGCCCCUGUGUGGGACGUCAACAUGGCAUCGUUCAACCUGAGCGAGGCAGCCGACGCAGGUGCCGUGGUGGCCACGCUGCGGGCAAAGGACGCUGACGCCGACGGCCAGCAGUCCGUCACGUUUGACUUAUUGGAAGACGAGGCUGGUCUUUUUGACGUAAUGGAGGAUCAGCUCAUAUUAACGGCAAGCGACGUUCUCGACGUGGAUGUGCAGACUGCAUAUUCUAUUCGCCUGCGUGCCCAGGACGACAGCCUACGGCCCCACUGGACGGAUCAAGAGAUCAUCAUUCAUGUUCUUGAUGCCAACAAUCGACCUCCAGUUGUGGUGCUCAACACCUCUUCCAAUACGUUUGAAGAAGGAUCGCCACCUCUGACUCUCAGCCACGUGCACCUUCAGGAUCCAGAUGCAGCCUUUCAGACGGUGACACGAGUUGACGUGACUCUUCGCUUGUCCGAGGCCAGUGCGGACUCCUUGGCCUUGGAUUUGGGUGAAAACUUGACGUUGCCUCCUGCUGCUGUCUCGGCGAUCGAGGCUCGGGUGCAGUACAUGGCUACGGCAACGGAGCUCUAUCUCUCUCUGAGAGCAAUUAACGAUGCGCGUGGCCUCUCCCUUGUUGAGGCAGCCACAGUGCUGUCUCAGCUGACCUACGUCAAUCCAACUGAUGAGCCUCGCCUCGUAUCACGCUCGAUUGCCUGGCGUGCGUUUGAUGGAGAGCAAUGGUCAAAUGAGACUUUGAUGGUGCUGUUCAUCGCGCCACGGCACGAUCAAGUAAUAAAGGCUGCACUUAGCGCCGUGACCGUGGACGUUCUGGAGGGGAGUUUGACUGGCGUGCUACCUUUUGAUGCAGGACUUGUUCUUUCGUCGACAGAGAACAGGGCCUACAAUGCCACAGGGGCCACGGUGCAGCUAAGCGCAGCCCGAGAGCCGAACGUUGGCGAUGAGAGCCUCCGGCUGCCUGCUGUCUUGCCCGCGGGCCUGGAAGGUGCAUACAAUCCAGUCGCGGGCCGCUUGAAUAUUAGUGGAUCGGCUUCGUUGGCUGUGUAUGCCGACAUCCUGGCCAGCGUCGCGUACAUCAACAAUGCCACAGAGCCGUUGCACAACCAGCGCAACCUGACACUUGUCGUCUACAAUCAGGUGGGCGCCAGCAUGCCGGUUUCAGUGAUGAUCCACACGAUUCGCGUCAACGACCCGCCCGUGCUGGGGAGUCUCCCUACGCAUCUGAACUUUACAGAGCAGAGCGGUGGCGUACUGCUGGCUGCCAAUGUAUCGCUGCACGACGUGGAUAGCACACACCUGUCGCAGCUCAGGGUAGAUGUGCUGAAUCCGGAUACCGCUAUGGACGAGGCGGUGCGCUUGAACGGUGGUGUGGAUGCAGUAUCUGGCAUCACUCUUCGGUCGGAAAGCAAUGGCACGACUCUCUUCCUGGACGGACUGGGGUCGUUAGCUACUUACAGAACCUUGUUGGGCGCCGUGGCUUACAAUGCCAAUUUCACCGUUCCGCCAGCAGCCUCGAAAAAGCUGCGCCUCACCGUCACGGACGAAGGUGGUGCCUCAACGCAAGUCGUGAUUUUUAUCACAUUUCAAGGCGUCAACAAUCCCGUCCAGAUUGUGGCGAUGGUUGCCGGUACAUUCACGGAGGAGGGCCCGGCCGUCACGGUGCUGAGUAGCUUAUCGCUGCUGGACCUGGACGACACGGAGUUGGCGGGUGCGGAGCUGACAACUACCUUUGUCGACACGGCCCAGUAUGAGCAGUUCACCACGUUGCCCUUGGCUGCUACGAACCCCAUCCUGCUGGCCACGCAUGGUGACCGGGUCAAUCUGACGGGACCUGCGACCCUGGCACAAUUUGAAGCGGCCCUGCAAGCUAUUCAGUACAUCAACCGCGCCGACAACCCCUCGGGCACGUCACGUGUGUUGACCUUGCGGGUCACAGACAUCCAGGGAGGCACGGAUACUGCUUCGGUCUUGAUGCCUUUUGCGAUUGUCCCCGACGCACCGGCACUUGUGACAAAUGCAAGCCAAGGACUAUCUGCAGCUGACCCCGCUCCCACGGCGGAGGAUACCUACGCUGCGAGGCUCUUUGCGUCGGAGGCAAACAUCGUCGUGACGGAUGAGGAUAGUUCCAUCGUAACUGCCAUUGAGGUGACCAUCAUGGGGGCUGCAGAUCCCACCACUGACCGAGUCGUCGCCUCAAACACCGACGGCAACACCGCCGCACGCACCGUAGACGUGAUCGGCACCAACAACGUCGUGAUAACCUUCCGUGUCACCGGCAACUGGACACUGGACGACGCUGCGGCGUUCAUCUCAACGCUGCGCUUCGUGGCUGAGCGUGAUGAACCGACGCUCGGCGUUCGCGAGCUAGUGGUAGUGGUCCUGGAUGAGACCGCCAUGCGCAGUGCCCCCCUCUCCUACUUUGUAAACGUUACACCCGUCAACGACCAUGCGCCUGUCGCAUCACCGAGUACACAGCUUGUAAACGAGCUGGAAGAAGUAGAGAUUGGGACGCGUCUGGCAACUGUUCUUGUGUCUGAUGCCGACACCGGCGCCUUUGGCGUGGUUAGUGUUGCCAUCGCCUCCGUUACGUUUGCAGGUGUUGAUGCACCCACAAAUUUGUUCCGUCUGGAACAAAGUAAUGCUAGCGUCGCGGUUUUGGUGGCCAAUGGGCGCCUGGAUCGCGAGCGAACAAUCAUCACCGCCAGUAGCAACGACGUCCGUGUCGAUGUCUUGCUUCUGCUCAGCGACACGGGUGGAGUCACCACACAAGCCAGCAUCUCGGUGCGCCUCACUGACGUUAAUGACAACCCACCCAGCUUUGCAGCUGCUUCAUACUCAGUCGUGAUCGCCGAAGGCGAAGUGGGCCCUUUACCUGACCUGGAGAUUAGGGCGACGGAUCUGGAUCGAGCUGCCAAUGAGGCGUUGACUCUCACUCUCAUUGACGAGGCCAGCCUGCCGUUCUCCAGCGAGGUUGUGCCCGGGCUCACAGCCUCGCUUCUUCUGUCUGUGGACCGAGCCUUGGAUUACGAGGCACAGUCUGAAUGGCGUCUCAACGUUAGCGCCAGCGACGGUCACCACAUCACGUUUGUUGAGGUGCUUGUCACCGUCGUAGACGUGGAUGACGAGCCUCCCAUUCUCAUACCACAGUCCGCGCUGACUGUGGUCGUCCCCGAAAAUCAGCCUGCGCCACAAGAGCUUGCGUGCUUUAACGUCACAGAUCCUGACACUCCUACAUCAGAGCUAAUCUUCACGCUCGCCUCGGUCUUGCCCAGCGCAGCUGCAAACGCCUUUAACCUGACCCUUUCGCCUUUUUGCGUGCACCGUGUUGCAAGCCUGGAUUUUGAGACCACUCACGCGUGUGAGUUGACUGUGCGCAUCAGCAAUGCCCACGACGACAGCCUCCAUGACAUCCAAACGAUCAUCGUCAAUGUCACCGACUUGAACGACGUGGCUCCUGAGUUUGAUGGCUUGCCAGUCAACAGUACGCUGGAAGUUCGAGAGAACUCAGUCUUGAAUACCACGGUCCUUGUGCGCGAUCCAGACUUUUUCGCUCAGCCGACUGUGGAGCUGCUAAGUCCUGCUGCUGUCAACGAUUUUAGCGCGUAUCUUGAGCCCCCAGCCGCUCCAGGAAAUGACUGGCAGAUGCGUCUAGUGUCCCGCCAAGUCCUGGACUUUGAAGUGGAAGCGUGGCAUAACCUCACAGUACGCGUUACGGACAGCGGUUUUCCAGCGCUAAGCACGGUGCAGCCACUCGUCUUGCAAGUCCGCGAUGUCAAUGACAACGCACCAGAACUAUCCUCACCCCAGACGGCCCAAAUAGCCGAAGAUGCAGCCCUGGACACACUGGUCCUAGCUCUGUCAGCCACAGACCGGGACACACCGGCUGUGAACGGGGCGCCGGCCUAUUUCUUUACUCUUGUUGACUCGGCCUUGCCUUUUGAGGUCGUCAGCGGGACACAAUUGCGCGUUGCGGGUGCACUCGACUACGAAAACAUUACAGAAUAUGACCUCGAGCUUGUCUUAUCAGAUCGGGGCACACCACCGCAAACUCGACCUGUAUCCAUGACCGUGCGCGUGACCAAUGUGAACGACGAAGCCCCGCGCCUAGUUGGUGCGUACCAGAACCAGACGACAGUGGCCGAGAACAUUUCUAGCGGCGUGAUUGCAACAGUGGAGGCUGCAGAUGCUGAUCCGCCCGCCGCUGGGGGUCGCGUGUCCCUGGAGCUGCACGUUAGCCCUGUCUCAUUGGCCGAUAGUUUUGUGCUCCUGGAUGGUGAGAUACACCUUGUGGCCGCUGUUGACUACGAGGCCUACAAGUCCGUGCAGCUCACGGUCACGGCAACUGACACAAUCCCGCCAUUUAAUGCGGCGACAGCAAACGCCAGCUUUGAACUCGAAAUCUUGGACAUUAACGACAACGUGCCAAGCGCAGACACCUACGUUGGCGAAGUGAAAGUGGUCGAGUCUUCCCUAAUCGGCGAGAUUUGGUUCCUCAACUACACGGAUGCAGACAGUGCCGAGCUAGGGGAUGUGGCUUACGAACUUCUAAGCGUGACUCCGCCAGGUCUUGCGAUCGAGGUCAAUGCUGCCACGGGCAGCGUGGUGGUGACCCAGGGCCUGGACUAUGAAACUGAUCCACAUCGCUUUGAGGUCAUGCUGAUCGGUCGAGACGGUGGGGGUCGAGCGGGACUUCCUUUCAACCUGACCAUCCUGGUCCAGGACCGUAACGACAAUGCCCCACAGCUCGAUCAGGUCCCUUCAAUCGUGGUGCUCGAUUUGUUUGAUGCAGUAGGCACCGUUGUCGCAGAAAUUACGGCUAGCGAUGCUGAUGAGGUCGAGAGUGCGCUUACUUUUGACCUCGAGGGGGCGCUUGACACACCGCUGCGCAUUGAUGCCAAGGGCGGUGCGCUGAUCGUUGACAAGAUUCAGAGCAAUCCCCUUCCGUUGACGCAAAUUCGCGUGCUUGUGCGCGAUGGUGGAAACCUCACCGCGAGCCGCGUCCUGUCCGUCGUAUCUGGUGCUGCACCCGUGCCGCACCUGGCAAGCGUCGAUGGUGUGGUACUUCGCAACGGCUCCACAUGGGCGCCCGGAUCGCCCCCGGCCGUUGUGCGCCAGCUCUCCACCUCGACUCUAUCGGACCGCGCGACGACUGUCGCCCUCGAUGCAAGCUAUGGCGGCGUUCAGGAGCGCGAAAUUUUGACUUUGGAAGCAUCGUCGAGCAGUGUUGAGAAUGUCAGUACGACGUUGUGGUCGGCAGGCGUGCGCUUUGUGGUGUUGGACAGCGACAUUUGGGCCGAGCGCCCGGUGAUCCGAGUCCAUGCCCAGGUAACUCGCACGGACACGAACUCCGACGUGGCCAUCGCUCGCAACGUCUCGCUCGAGGUGACUGCUGCUGGUCAAACUUCAACGUUGUUUGUAGCCUGCCAAACCACCAGCAGCGCGGGUUCGUGUUUCAUGGCUGCGACGGUACCCUCCGCCUGGCUCGACAGCCUGACUGCAGGCGGGCCCGACGUGACUCUUCCCGUGCGCGGCGGUCUGACGGAGUCUGGUUCUCUUGUAGAAGUGACCAACGUGACGCUGCACACACGCCCGCUUCCGGCUGCCACCAAUCGUAUCUUUGUGCAGCUGCCUGCACAUGCCAUCAGUCCUGACGAGACGGUGCGCGUGCAGGUGUACGUGGCCACAGACCGCAAUGUGCAGAAUCUGAUCAUGUCUUGCGCCCUGCCGACCAGCGGGCCUCUGGUUUUUGCGGAGACAUCGGCAGACAUUUUGCCAAGCACCAACGUCAUCGAUAACGGCUACGGCUUUGCCAUCUCAUCGCUUAACACUGACGGCUUCUUCGACGAGGCCCCCACCGGCUCGCCCUUCCUAAUUGCCGAUUUACAACUCAUGGCCGGCAAAUUUGAUGCACUGGCGGGCAGUACCAUCAGUCUCAACUGCUCUGGAACCAUGAGUGACAAUGAGGCGCUGCUACAAGAUCUGCCCGAUCCCAUGGGAUUUGUGACUGAUACGUACUUUGAGGCCUCGCAAGCGGCGAUCAGGCUGCAGGCGCACGCCACAAUAGCUGUGGCAGCCGUGCCCGAUACCUACGAUCUCACUAAUACCGAAACUCUGCUACCAAACACAUCACCACGCGUUGAACUCAACUUGCACUUGCGCAGCUCAUCUGGCCUCUUGACAACUCUUCGAGCGCCCGUGGGAGCUAGUUGUAGCAGCGACAUUGACUAUAUUCAGGUGACGUCCAACUGCAGUGCCCUCUAUUUUGACGGGCAGGAAGUGGGUGGCAGUGCCGCCACCAGCAUUCUCGUGAUCUAUGGAGCUGUGCAAUCCACAGCCACGGUAAGUGUGUUUGCAGCCAGUCAGGUGCAACUCAGUGCCUCUCGCACCCAGUUGCGGGCUGUUGCGGGCACGGUGACACCCAGCUGCAAUGAAACGCUGUAUCAAAGCAGCCAGCUCGAGGCGGUGGCCCGCUUUGAUCGUGGCAACACUGAGUCGGCCGUGUUUCUGGACGUGACAAAUCUUGUGGCACCGCACCUGACCGUGAGCCAACCCUCAGUCCUUGCGGUGGAACCUGAUGGCCGCAUGGUUGUGCAAAAGGCUACGCUGGCACGCCAUUUGAUCGAUGUCUCAGUACAUGGCAGUCGCCUCAGUUUGGAAGUCACGCGUGAGGGUCCGGUUGUGGCGGUGGCUCUCAAGACACGUCUGAUCACAGGCCUUGAUGUGGAAGCAACGGCCACGACCGUUCGGGCUAGCCUGCGCCAGCGUCGCGUGGAAGACCUGGCCGAUCGUUCCGGCCUUUUACAGUCUGAGCUGGUCUAUGCUGAUGGCAGCGCCGAUAUUUUGCCACUGCAUGCCCCGGGCCUGGCCUACGCCAACCUGGGCCGCGACUACAUUGAACUGAUCAACGGCUCCAAGGUCCUGCCCCGGAGCGUGGGCAGCGGCAACUUUGUCAACGCAUCUCUAACCCGCUGUGAGAUCUCACUCACGGCGGCCCCUGACGUGGACGUGUACUUGGAGCCUUUUGAAACAGUGCUGAAUCUCUCUGGGGCUGCCCUGGCGUACCCCAAUUCCGCUGCAAACCGUGCUGGGGUGCCGACAUCCAUUACCGUUUCGGUGGGGGCCCAUUAUUCGUCGUCGGGAACAGCAAAAAUAAUGACCUGGGAUCGCCAGACGCAGUACACGCUCGACCCUGCCUCGGGUGUGGCUCUGCGUCUCAACGAAACGGAAGCACAGGCUGAAUUGUACGUGAUCCAGGAAGCAACAGCAGGAAAUUUUACGCUUGGCGUUGACUUUUUGGAUCUUGCUGGCAAUGCCACCAGUCAGCUGAGUGUGGUCACUCCGACCGCGCUGGAGGUGCGUCUUCGGCCUUACCCGGCCUUCCCGGGGUCCUCGAACCUUCCGGUGGGCGUGUUGCAACGGCUGGCUCCUUUGGGCCGAUACCUCGAGGCCGAACUCAGCAUCUGGCUCAAGUUGUCCAAUGGCCAGCUCCUUGACGUGACGCGAAAUCCAGAGACGCAUCUUUCCAUUACCUUUGCAAACGGCACCAACGCUUCGACGGCGGUCGAGUUGCAACCGCUGGGUACCGAGCGCUGGCGCAUCACACCCCGAGCUGCCUCCAGCUUGCGCUUUGCAGCCACCUUUGCCGAGGCCACGUCGCAGUCGGCCGAUGUCGCGCAGCUUGAAGUGAGUGAGGAUUCAACCCAACUCACUAGCAUUGACGCCUUUAUGGUUGGGGACAGUAGCGCCGUCGUGGCUGGACAGCGCGGGCGCUCUUCGGCCUUGGCAUCCGUCAACGUAACCUUGGGCAACGGGUGGCAAUUAGUUGACGUGACACGCGCAAAUGAUGGCGCUUAUCUUGGACUGCUGGAAUUCUUCAGCUCCAAUCCCACAGCCUUGGCCAUCAACUCCAGUACAGGCACGUGUGCGCCAAUGUUCAAUGUGGACCCCACCAAUGCCGUGCUGCUGCAAGCACGUGGUGUACCCACGGGCGGCCCGACAUCAGCGGCUUUGUCACGGGACCUUCGCGUAAGUGUCAAUCUGCAGCCUGCACAAGGCGACGUGGAUCUUGGAGACGUGACUGGACACUAUCUCCAAAACCUUCGCAAACAACAGAACAAGGUGGUGCCUGUUUGGGUGGCCGUUGGUGGGGCAUCUUUGGGCAACUUGACAAUAACCUUGACAUACAACAGCCAGCGCAUGCAGGUCGUUGGCACCGCCAUCGGUCCUGGCUUCCAAGGAACCAUCGCAGUGCCCAGUACCGGACGCCUUGAUCUUGACCUCCAGGUCCUCAACCCUAUGAACGUAGACGCAUCCGCCGCUGGGUUGCUCCGCGUGGCUGAAAUCACCGUCUUUCCCACGUCCACGCGUGACAUAACCUUUGGCGGCACUGUGCAGCGCGCGACUUCAACUGAAGGUGCACCUCUUGGCUCACCAACGCCGCGCACCAUCGUGGCGGGUGCUUUCACUGCGGAUGUUUCGGACACGACGGGCGCCCGCCGACGUCGUACCGGUACCGGCACAGUGACCUCUGACAGCUUGACCACAACCGAUGUGCCCUCGGCCAAUGCCACGGAUAUGGAUCAGGGCCGGCCAGUGUGUGCUGCAAAUGCUACGCUGCCAUGUACCAACUGCACAGGUGGUGCGCGCGAGCGUGGGGACGUCAACGGGGACUGUCGCAAAAGUGACGCAGACGUGGACUUGCUGGCCCUAUACCUGGAGCACGCCAGUUACAAUUUUCGCCUGCCCGAGUCGCCGGCUGUCUUGGCAAGCGUCUACGAGCCAGAGCUGGACGUUGACCGCGAUGGUCGCGUCACACUCGCGGACCUCAACGCGCUCCGAGACCUGGCUGUGCAGCCACCCGUCUACUUUUCAACUCUGGAGCUGGAGGCGCCCCACUACCUGGAUAACGAUUGCGAACUCACCGUGCGGCUGGAAGGAGACAAGCCCUUUGCGGACCGCCAUCUCUUCCUCGCCUUUUCUGCCUCGUGGCCCAACUUCACCAAUGCGCUGAGCAAUGCAUAUGUUGUGAACUCGAUGGGUGGGGAUGAUGACAACGAUGUAGCUGGUCUUGCGCGAGUUGGUGAUCAGGCCUUGACCCCCACGAUGCACCCCUUUGGCGGCGUGUUUCCUAUUGUCGUACCCAGCAACACCACAGUGGCUCGCGUGGCCCUAAGAGCAGAUUUCCGUGCCACCUUUGGUGUCUCCGUCUUGCAGACUUACAAUGCAGCUUACAACGGGGUGCGAACGCACGCGCGGGUGGGCUUGCGCUCUUCCCCCCUCAUGUUUCCCAACCCUAUCAACCUACCCCUCCGUGAUGCUGCGGCUGGCAUCAAUUUGACGCACUUUGUCAACGGCUUCAACCCCGCCCUCGUCGGCGAGGCCACAACCCCGUACUUGUGGUGCCGAAAUGAUUUCGCGCCCGUCUUUGCGCAAUCUCUUUACGACUUUCAGGUGAACGAGGCCGCCGAUCCGACGCAGGUUGCCUUGGCCGUCGCCGCGACCGAUGCGGACCCAGGCCCCCACGGACGGGUGAGCUACAAGAUACAGCCCGACACUGUCGUUGACUGGGUCAUCGACGAGACUGGGGUGCUCCGGCCGACCAGGGGCCUGGAUCGUGAACGUGUCGCGCAAUAUUCCGUCUCCGUACUGGCGCAAGACGGGGCCAGCCCCCCGCGCAUCACCACCACGAGCGUCGUCAUCACUGUCCAGGAUGUCAACGACAAUGCCCCUCGGUUUUUGCACUUUCUUGACGCGCCGGCUGGGGGCCUUGGCUCAGUCAGCCUGCGCUUGAACGAAUCCGUUGCUGUGGGGCAGGUGCUGAUCAACGCUACCGCAGUGGAUCCCGAUGCGGGUGCUGCAGGUCGCAUCACGUAUGCAAUCGAGGGCAUGGAUGUGGCGGCUCAGCACUUUGCAUUCUCCGCGACGACGGCGACGCUAGUUGUCCGUGAUGAUCUGGACUUUGAGCGCCUUAACGUCUCGAGCUAUACCUUGGAAAUCAUAGCGCGAGACAAUGCAACGCCAUUCCACGAGUCACGCCUCAUGGUCCAUAUUGAGAUUGAGGAUCUGAAUGAUGUUCGCCCCUACUUUGCGCCCAGCGUGAUUCAAGUCAACGUAUCGGAGAAUCUUGCACCCGUACACCUGAGCCAGGUGCAAGCUUAUGACCCGGAUGGCAAAGGCGAGAUUGUGUACGCCAUUCUUCAGGCCACCCCAGGCACGGAGAACAUCACUCUCAAUGCAACGUCCGGCUCGUUGGACCUUCUGGCGCCCCUGGAUGCAGAGGCCGGACAAUAUCUCGGCCUCUGGAUUGUGGCGGCAGAGCGGGCACAGAAUGGAACCUUGCUGUUUGGGCCAGCCCUGCAAGUACGAAUUUUUGUCAAGGACGUGAACGAUAAUGCACCGGUCUUGGCUGCCGGGUUUUCAAGCACUGCCAACGUUUCGGAGUCGUUGAGCGUCAAUGACACGGUCACCACCGUGCCCGUGAUUGACGCUGACGUCGGCCCAGCGGGCACACUACGCUUUAGCCUCCGCAAUAGCACAGACCCUCGCUUUGCGAUUGAUCCCGAGAGUGGGCGCAUUUUCAUCCGCGCUGCUUUGGAUUUUGAGCUUGGGCCCAACGUGGUGCAACUUCUCGUGCGCGCCACAGAGCUAAGCCUAUCCACCAGUUAUGUGGAUGUCAUGCUGACCAUUCUGAUCCAAGAUGCGAACGAUGCAAGCCCCAUCUUUACUCAACAAGAGUACGCGUGGCAAAUCCUUGAGCGCGGGGGCACUGACUGGCAGCCCGUUGGGUACGUGGUCGCCACCGACGCCGAUGUCUCUCCGGCAUUCCAGGCGACCACCUUCAGCCUGACGGCGAGCCCCGCAAGCAAACUCUUCGCCCUGAAUGCAAGCACAGGCCUGCUGCUGGCACAAGGGCUAGAUCGCGAGGCAACAGCAAAUCAUACCUUGGUUGUGACCGCCCAAAACACGGUGCCCUCGACUGAUGGCAAGAUUCUAUCGAGCACCUCAACCAUUCAGAUCGAAGUCUUGGAUAUAAACGAUCGUAUCCCUAGCUUUGAAGCGUCCUUCUACGACGUGGCUGUGCCCGAGAAUGAGGCGAUUGGAGAAACCAUCGAGCAGCUGGUGGCGUUUGAUCCUGACGCGGGCGCCAAUGGCACCGUGUCAUACAGCUUGCUGCCCGACAACUUGACAGCUUUUUCCAUUGAUGCCACCACGGGUCGACUGCGCGUGAAUGCAAGCCUUGAUUACGAGACGCAACAGAGCUUCGAGUUCACUGUGCGCGCAACGGAUGCCGGUACACCGCCUUUGUACAGCACUGUACCGGUGCGUGUGCAGGUGUUGGAUCUGAAUGAUAACGCGCCCGUUCUCGUCGUCAACUCUACGAGCUUGCUGGUGUCGGAAAACAACGCACUGGCCGCGCCAAUCGCUCUGCAAGUCAUGGCAACCGAUGCCGAUGCUGCUGGCUCGGCCAAUUCGCGCGUGCGGUUCUCGGUGACCACUGAGGUGCUCUCCGCAACCACGGGACGCUGGGCUCUCGCGAAUGGGGAAAGCCUGGUCGCAGUUGAUGUUGUCACUGGUGACCUUCGUCUGCAGACAGUGCUUGACUACGAAGCCAUCCACCGCUUACGUCUAGUCCUGACAGCCACCGACGGUGGUGUGCCGGCACAACGCAGCAACGUGACCAUUGAGAUUGAAGUGGUGAACGAGAACGAUAAUGCCCCCGUAUUGACGCUCGUGGGCGCCUGUACGGUGCAGGAGAAUCGACCGGUACACACGUGGCUUCCGUGCACGUUGGUCGCCAGCGAUGCUGAUGGAGAUGCUCUGACCUUUGUUGCGCUGAGCGGAGUCAGCGUGGCGCCCAAUGGCUCGCUUGCUACUACCGCAUCCUAUGACUUUGAAUCGACCCCAGUCACCACCUUCGAUGUUGCUGUUACCGAUGGCGUGCACCAGAUCAACCGCACGGCCGUGUCGCUGGUCGUCGAGGAUGUCAAUGACUUGGCUCCCGCUUUCGGGCAGCCUAGCUAUAUCUGCAGUGUCUUUGAGAAUGCCACGGCCAAUACGCUCUGCGUGCUGGUCAACGCCUCGGAUGGCGACGAGCCCGGUACCCCGCGAGCUGCCAUCGAUUACACGCUCACCGGGACCGGUGCAACCGACUUUACCAUUGACCGCCUGGGUGCCGUCACUGUUGCGGCAACGGGCGUGCUCAACCGCGACGAGCGAGCUGUUUAUCGUCUGAACGUAACGGCCACGGACCGCGGCUCACCCCCACGCUCCAGCCUAACCAACCUUCUUAUUUCCAUCCUAGACUCCAACACGCACGCACCAGUUUUUACAUCAAGCCCCAGCGUCCAUGUGUCGGAGGCGGCCACCGUCGGGCCAACCCCCGUUUUCCAGGUGGUCGCGACUGAUGCCGACCUGGGAUCCAACGCUUUGCUGCACUACAGUCUGCUGCCAGGCAAUGGAGCAGAGAGCUUUACUCUCGAUGCGCAAACCGGUCAGCUGUUUGUGGCAUCGCCAUUGGACCGUGAAGCACGCGAUGCCUACGAAUUGGUCGUGCGGGCCCGCGACCAUGGGUCGCCGCCGCGUUGGACAGACCACGCCCUACAGGUGCUCGUCGAAGAUGUGAACGACAACGCGCCCAUACUUGCAUCGGGCCCAUUCUCCUGCGCCCUGGCCGAAACGGAUGGCACUGGCGGAAGCCUGCCAGUUCAAAGCUGCGUGCAGGUGGAGGCCACUGAUUUGGACGUGGGGGAGAAUGCGCGUCUCACGUGGCUGGUCAAUGAUACUCGCUUUGCAACCGACACGAUGGGUUUCAUCACACUACAAUCGGGAGCCGUGCUGGACUUUGAAACCACCAAUCGCGUGGCGGUGAGCGUGACAGUGACAGACGCCGGCGUUCCAGCCUUAUCAAGCACCGCUCUGUUGUUCGUUACGAUAACGCCCGUGAAUGAUAAUGCGCCGGAAUUUACACGCCACGUGUUUGAUUGCACAGUGACGGAAAACGAGGUCAACGCCUCCUGCGCAAGCCUCUCGGCAACAGAUGCCGAUGCCAACGCACCUGACAAUGCGCUGCGCUACGGGCUUGUCUCGGACGCUGCCUCUAGCGCUGCUGGUGCUGUUGUGGAUGCCGAGUCAGGCAAAGUUCGUUUGACACGGACGCUUGACCGUGAGACGCAGGCCGAGUACACGCUCAACGUGAGCGUUCAUGAUUUGGGCAUGCCGACCCGCUGGGCAUAUGCCACCCUGAUCUUGACCGUGGACGAUGCCAAUGAUAACGGUCCAAAGUUUUCAGCCGUGCCAUCGUGUUCUCUCUGGGAGGCAAACGGGCGGGAGCCUGUUGGACAACAGCAAGCUUGUCCCGCCGUUGCUGCAACCGAUGAUGACGUGGGAUGGCAUGCGGUGAUUGAGUACUCUCUCGACUCGACAUUUGACGGGCUUUUUUGGAUCGAGCCCGACUCGGGCAUCGUUUACACGAACACUACGCGUCAAACCCAGGGUGGCAAUGACGCAGGCAUGAAACAACUGGAUCGCGAAGCACAAGCGACGUAUAACCUGACUGUUAUUGCGAGCAACCCGCGUAAUGUCAGCAACUCAGAUGCACCGAGUGCGCGGGCCGUGCUGACGGUGCGCCUGCGGGACCGCAAUGACAACGCCCCCCUUUGCGUGGAGCAACCAUAUAGCUGUGCGGUAGCUGAGCACGAAGCCAACCUCACCUGUGCGAUAUUGUCAAACUGCCAAGACGCAGACGAUGCGGCAGGGCCUGCAGGACAACUCGCCUUUGCCUUGGUAGAAGAGCCGCGUGAUGGCCAGGGGCGCCCAAUGUUGGCCGUUGACGCGCUGACGGGCGUCUUGCGAACGACGGGUACUAGGAUCGACCGCGAGAUUGAUGCCACCCUCGAUGCGAUUGUCAACGUGUCCGAUGGCUUUGGCUUGCACACGAUUGUUCCAGUGACCUUGCGCGUCGUGGAUCGUAACGAUAAUGCACCCGUAUUUGAUGACAUUGCAUACUCGUGCCAACUGCAGGAGGAUGCUGAUGUGGGCGCGCUGUGCACCGCCGUUCGAGCGGUCGACGCAGACGCGAUGCCUGAGGCACGCGUAUCAUACAGCCUGGUUACCUCUUUCGGCGAUACGUUUACCGUCAAUGCCAGCUCGGGUGAGGUGCGCUUGAGCGGCACUCUGGAUCGUGAGACGCGAGAUAGCUACGUGCUUGAGGUCGAAGCUCGAGACGCAGGAUCGCCGCAGCUGGCAACCACUACACGUGUCACGGUCACCGUGCUAGACGUCAAUGACCUGGCACCAGCCCCCCUGCGAACAAACCUGAGUUGUUCAAUGCGAGAAGAUGCUUUGUUGGGCACGAGCUGUGUCCUCCCCACACCGUUGUUUGAGGACGGCGACUUGGCGGGUAGCCCAGCCAGUCAGCUUACCUUCAGCUUGGAGGGCGAAAGUGCCACCAUGUUCUCCGUGGAUAACGAAACGGGUGUUUUGACCUUGCAGCGCUUGCUCGACUUUGAGACCGAAGCCUUCCUGACCUUGACGCUGGUGGCUACGGACCAUGGCCAGCCGCGACUCAGCGGUCGCGCGUCGGUCGCAGUUAAUGUCAUAGAUGUGAAUGACAACGCGCCCGUUUUUGCUUCGCCAAACCCGGUGUGCGUGUUGUCGGAGAGUGCCGCUCUCGGCACCAGGUGCGCAGUGGUAAGAGUCACGGAUUCCGACGCGCCCGGCACAGCGCACAGCAACAUUUCGUAUCGCCUCGCGGCGGCCACUGCAGACCACUUUCGUGUUGAUGCGCGCACAGGCCAGUUGAUUCUGCGUUCCCUCUUGGAUCGUGAGGCGCUGGACCGGCUUGCCGUGACUGUGGAGGCCUGCGACGGCGGGCUGCCAGUGUUGUGCGCCAAUGCCACCUACGAUGUGACCGUGACAGACGAGAAUGACAACGUACCAGAGCUUAUAAACCGUCCCAGUGCCGGAUACGCGUGCCAGCUGCCCGAAAACACGGCCACUGAGAGUGCCUGUGUGUCCCUUGUGGCGCAAGACGCGGACGCAGGGGACAAUGGGCGUCUCACAUUUGCUCUGGUGGAUGAUUUCGGAGGCCGCUUCAGGAUGGGGGCCAAUGGCACUUUGACGGUUGCACGCGCACUUGAUCGCGAGCGCCAAAGUGUCUAUGCGUUGGACGUGCAGGUUUCAGACUUGGGCACGUCCCCACUCAGCACCUUUGCUCGCGUGACGGUAUACGUGCAGGAUGUCAACGACAAUGCUCCCCAGACCCAGGCUGCCCUUUACCAAUGUACUUUGACCGAAAACGCGCUGGUGGGCUCACGCUGUGCGGUGGUGCAGGCAACUGAUGCCGACACGGGUGUUAAUGCCGCUUUGUCUUUUGCCUUGGCCCCCAAUACAACCAGAGGUAGAGCGCACCCAUUUGUGGUCGAUGCCACCACGGGAGAAGUCAGCUUGGGUCCGGGCGGCUUGGAUUACGAGACGUUCAAUGCCUACGAGCUCUUGCUGAGCGUGACGGACGGGGGUAGUCCAUCCCUCAGUUCAUCCGUCUUGCUGUACGUCACAGUUGCGGACGUGAACGACAACGUCCCCAUUUUCACGAAAACGAGUUAUAGCUGCGGCAUUUCUGAGGUGGCUGGCAAUCCCAGUCUGGUGCUCGACCUGGGACCCAUCGAAUGCGUUCAGGUUGCUGCGACGGACGCUGAUGCGCCAGCUACACCAGCAUCUACCAUCCGUUUUAGCCUAGUCGCCAACGCGGCCGGACUCUUCUCCAUUGAUGCAAAUUCUGGGCUGAUCCGAUCAACAACAUCACGCUUUGAUCGCGAGGCUGAGGCGGAAUACAUGCUGCGAGUGCGCGCGGUUGAUCAGGGUGUUCCCCCGCUGGCCACAGAAGUGACCGUCACAGUGAGGAUCAAGGACGUGAAUGAUCACGCCCCCGUUGUCACGACGCCGUUUGCUGAAGUGGACGUGAGCAACGUGCUGCAGCCGAAUGACCUUGUUUUGAAGCUCACGGCCCAGGAUGCCGAUGCUGGAUUGAACGCGGCUUUGCGGUUUGUCCUCAACUCGUCGUCAUCAUCUCACUUCACACUGGAUACCUCCGGCAGCCUGUACUACACGGGUGGUCCCCUCGAGGACUUGGUGAACGACCGAGCAGAGAUGACCUACUUGGUACAUGACCAAGGCGUUCCUGCACGAAGCGCAGCAGGUGUGGUGCAUGUCCAUGUGCGCCCCUUGCUGCGAGCUCUCGGCGCGACCAUGGUGGCCCUGGAUUGGGAAGUUGCUUUUGAUUCUUUGGGUAUCACCGCUGGAGCCCAGGUGCAGCGGCGUGCGGCCGUCAGCUGCGGUCUGGACUACCCUGCAACGCGCUCGUGCAACACGAGCAUUGUGACGGUAUUUGCCGGGCAGGCUCACACAUACGUUGACACCGAUGUGCGAGCUGCAACUCGCUACGAGUACAGAGUUUUGUUGGGUGAUGCCUUUGUGUCUGCGUGGUACACUGUCGAAACACCCGAGAGCGCGCCGGCGCCGGUGCGCUCUCUGCUUGCGCAGCAAUUGAACCAAACGGCCGCACGUUUUGCGUGGGGCCGUCCCACUCCCAGCAAUGGUGUCAUUACAAUGUACGAACUCGUGUUGCAGGCGACAGAGCGAUUUGAGACGACGACUGCGGAGGAUGGCAGUCUGAAUCGCCGUGCUGCAGCUUCCGAGAUUACGCCAUUGGCUGGACGUGUGAUCGUGUACAACGGAUCAAGUCUGGAGGUUGUUGUGGAUGCGCUCAGUCCCAACUACGCCUUUUCGUGCUUUGUACGGGCUCGCACGGCAGCGGGGUCCACCAAUGGCGUUGUCAUCAUGUAUGAGCCCCAGCCUUUGGCGACGACAACGACUGUGGCGGGUGACCAGCUUGGCAGUAGCUCGUCGGACAGCGCUCUGUCCAGUGCUGAGCUGAUCGCCAUCAUUGCUGUACCGUUGCUUUUGCUCUUUCUUAUUCUCUUGCUCGUGUUCAUGCUGCUGCGGCGUCGCCGGGAUAGUGUCAGCGUCAAGCCGGGCCACGACGGCCUGGGUGAUCUGCAGAUGUCGACCCUGGAUCGCCCCGCAGACUCGUUCGGUCUCCGGCAUCCAAACGCGUUGUUUCUGCAGCAGCAGGACCUGUACAAUUCAACAGCGACGGACGUGACGCUCACGGAAACACGAGUGGACAUGCGUGCGGAACAUUCUCGCGGUGAACUAGCGUUCGGUGAGCCGGCAGCCAUGUUACCGACGCCUUUGCAAGAUGGCCCGCCGGCGUCUUUGGAGUCGACCAGGUCCACAUCCCCGGUCAACGAGGCAUCAGCAAUUUCCGUGAAGGGCGGUGAGGCAGCCGCGGAGCGACUACGUGUCAUGUCCACUGGCAUGAGGCGCGAUCUUCGCUUGCAGUCAUUAGAUGGCAAUCCGCGGUCCCAUCAUCUUACCCUCACCACCUUCGCGGCACCCGCGGUACCCGAACCGGAGCCCGUGGUCAAUCCCUUAUCACCGGCGGCAGCUCCGUACGUUUUGGACCUGGCCAAUUUGGAGGCAACCGAUGGCUUUGCGAUGGGCACGCUAUGGACAUUUGCCGACGUGCAGAAGGAGGUAGAACGACUUUGCGAAGAUUCGGCCAAGGGCAUGACUGCCAUGUUCAGGCAAGCUGAGGAUUUGGCAGCCGACGCAAGGGUCACAGUGGCCUCAGCCCCGGCGUUGGCCAGUCGUAAUCGCUAUGCCGAUGUGCUACCCUACGAUCAUAAUUUGGUGGUAGCAGAGCCAGAACAUGGUGUGGCGUACAUCAAUGCCAACUGGGUGGCAGGCUAUCAGGAUGAGGAGCAAUACAUUUGUGCGCAGACACCCAUGCCGGCCACCAUCCGUUCUUUCUGGUGCGCGGUGCUGCGGCACCGAGUGGCGGUUGUGGCCACCAUGAUGGAGGAUGCCCGCAACCAGUAUUGGCCGGAGCGGCUUCACAAACCGAUGCUGCUGGGCGAGGGGUACACAGUCACGCUCCUAUCGCAAGACAUCAAGGAGCCAGAUGCGUGGUGCACUCGAGCGUUUCGCGUGGCGCACGCGGACGGGAGGAACCAUGUUGUACACCAGCUACAGCUCCUGAACUGCGAGCCGGCUAAAGUAUUAGCACCCACGUUGGCGCGCUUUGCGCUCAGUUGCGAGCUACAGCGGGAUGCCAGCGGCGCAGGGCCACUGCUUGUGCACGAUGAUGUCGGGGCCGGGCUAUCGGGCAUCCUGCUGCACACCCUUGUUUGCGUCAGUAUGGGUUUGGAUACGGGACGUGUGGAUCCGGCGCGGGUCUUGAUUCGACUGCUGGAGCAACGACGGGCCAUGCUGCAGGCACCGGUUCAGCUCCGAUUGUCAUGCGAGGCACUAGCUUAUGUUGCUUGGAUUGCUGGACGACUCCGCCGACAUGAUCUUGUCCGCGCACCCGAGGACAAACCCAUUGCCGAGUUUGUCACCACCAUGCACUAUGCUUCUACCCACGACCACGCCAAAGCUGCGAGCCCCGGUUCGGGUGUUCGCGAGACGCUACCGGCGUAUGAGGACCAUGCACCAAUAGCCAUCACAUCGGCCAGCAUGGUUGGAAACGAUCGGGACCAUUUGAGGGUUUCCAACCCACAUGGUGAGCCGGCCGCUCAGGGAACCGAAAGCUCCACCGUCUACGACCAGCCGCGCGCGUCCGAUGUCGUUUAUGCCAACGUGGAACUGCAAGAGUCGGCGGAGCCGCUCUACGGCGAGGUAGCGCCGAUGAAUGAACGCGAGGAGUAUCCAGUCGACUCGAUGGCUUUGGAUGCUGCGGCCACCGAUGUGACACAGUGGAUCGAGCAUUUGUCGGCCUCUGGAGCCUUUGAAGACACCGCGUUGUAA